Saimiri boliviensis boliviensis (Bolivian squirrel monkey) is the source of this 1897-nucleotide messenger RNA. The record is from RefSeq and is a predicted model, not a curated record. Lineage: Eukaryota; Metazoa; Chordata; Mammalia; Primates; Cebidae.
AUGGCAGCUUCCAGAAGGUUCUACGCGGAGCAACCUGCUGCACUCGGGGCACCCCUUCCUUUCUCGCACCCAGGCCGUGGGGAGGGGGGUCCUCGGACUCAAGCCACGCGGGGUGCGCACGGAGGCGCCACGCACCCGCCCUCCCGACGCCCCCCGCACCUGCGCCCACGUGGACUCGCACACCUGCGGCCCCAGCCGCCGCGCACGCGGUCCCGUGCAGCCCCCGCGCGCUCCCGCCAGGCGCGCCGAGGAGACGGGCGGGCGGGUGCGCGCGGCGGCGGCGCGCACGGCGGAGCCCGGGAGGCGGCGGCGGCGGCGGCGGCGGCGGCGGCGGCUGCUCGUGUCGGCUCCGGGCGGCCCCCGCGCCGCAGCCCGCGCCGUGUCCGCGGCGGAGCCGCCCAGUCGCGCCGGGCCUUCGCGGGGCUGCUGGCGCUGGAAGAGCUCACGCUGGAGCGCUGCAACCUCACGGCGCUAUCCGGGGAGUCGCUGGGCCACCUGCGCGGCCUGGGCGCCCUGCGGCUGCGCCACCUGGCCAUCGCAGCCCUGGAGGACCAGAACUUCCGCAGGCUGCCCGGGCUGCUGCACCUGGAGAUCGACAACUGGCCGCUGCUGGAGGAGGUGGCGGCGGGCAGCCUGCGGGGCCUGAACCUGAGCUCGCUGUCCGUCACCCACACCAACAUCAGCGCCGUGCCGGCCGCCGCGCUGCGCCACCAGGCGCACCUGACCUGCCUCAACCUCUCGCACAACCCCAUCAGCACCGUGCCGCGCGGCUCGUUCCGGGACCUGGUCCGCCUGCGCGAGCUGCACCUGGCCGGGGCCCUGCUGGCCGUGGUGGAGCCGCAGGCCUUCCUGGGCCUGCGCCAGAUCCGCCUGCUCAACCUGUCCGACAACCUGCUGUCCACGCUGGAGGAGAGCACCUUCCACUCGGUGAACACGCUGGAGACGCUGCGCGUGGACGGGAACCCGCUGGCCUGCGACUGCCGCCUGCUGUGGAUCGUGCAGCGGCGCAAGACGCUCAACUUCGACGGGCGGCUGCCGGCCUGCGCCACCCCCGCCGAGGUGCGCGGCGACGCGCUGCGCAAGCUGCCCGACUCGGUGCUGUUCGAGUACUUCGUGUGCCGCAAGCCCAAGAUCCGCGAGCGGCGGCUGCAGCGCGUCACGGCGGCCGCGGGCGAGGACGUGCGCUUCCUGUGCCGCGCCGAGGGCGAGCCCGCGCCCAGCGUGGCCUGGGUGACGCCGCAGCACCGCGCGGUGACGGCCGCCAGCGCGGGCCGGGCGCGCGUGCUCCCCGGGGGCACCCUGGAGAUCCGGGACGCGCGGCCGCAGGACAGCGGCACCUACACGUGCGUGGCCAGCAACGCGGGCGGCAACGACACCUACUUCGCCACGCUGAGCGUGCGGCCCGAGCCGGCCGCCAACCGGACCCCGGGCGAGGCGCGCAACGAGACGCUGGCGGCCCUGCGCGCGCCGCUGGACCUCACCACCAUCCUGGUGUCCACCGCCAUGGGCUGCAUCACGUUCCUGGGCGUGGUCCUCUUCUGCUUCGUGCUGCUGUUUGUGUGGAGCCGCGGCCGCGGGCAGCACAAGAACAACUUCUCCGUGGAGUACUCGUUCCGCAAGGUGGACGGGCCGGCGGCCGCUGCGGGCCAGGGGGGCGCGCGCAAGUUCAACAUGAAGAUGAUCUGAGGGGCCCCGGGGGCGGGGCGGGGCGGGGCCGGGCCCUCCCCCUCCCCGCGCACCCACCGCGCCGCCCGAGCAUCUUCCGGAGGGGGCGGGGCGGCUCCCCCGGCAGAAUUUCCCCUUUUUUUGUAGACGCCCGACCGCAGGACUGGGUUUCAUCAGCCUGCGUCUUUUUGCAGUUUCUCAAGCGUUUUCUAAAGGUUUCAACCCGUCUUCC